Messenger RNA from Heteronotia binoei (common prickly gecko), 1599 nucleotides. RefSeq names its product DEP domain-containing mTOR-interacting protein-like. Bases 69 to 1265 code for a protein of 398 amino acids. Gene Ontology annotation, molecular function: protein binding. Gene Ontology annotation, biological process: intracellular signal transduction; negative regulation of TOR signaling. The record is from RefSeq and is a predicted model, not a curated record. NCBI's taxonomy places the organism in Eukaryota, Metazoa, Chordata, Lepidosauria, Squamata, Gekkonidae. The transcript is spliced from 9 exons.
CUGCCCAGAGCUGCCAAGAAGACGGUGAGGCAGAACAGUCCUUUCUCCUUCCCUCUCCGGAGGCUGGGAUGGAAAGCCUCAGCAUCGCCCAGAAGCAAAAAGCCAACGAGAGGCAUCACAGAGCCGAAGUCAUGAUUGCGGGAGAGCAACUGAGGCUUCGACUCCAUGACGGCAAACUGAUUAAGGACAGGCGUUACCACCUACGCACCUAUCCCAACUGCUUUGUGGCCAAGGAGCUCACCGAUUGGUUGAUUGACCACAAAGAAGCCCCGGAUCGAGAAACGGGCAUCCGUCUGAUGCAGAAGCUGAUGGAUCAUUAUAUUAUCCAUCAUGUCUGCGAUGAACAUUUCGACUACAAGGAUGCCAAACUGCUCUAUCGCUUCCGCAAGGACGAUGGGACCUUCCCCCUCAACAAGGACGUGAAGGUGUUCCUGCGCGGACAGAGCCUCUAUGAGAAGCUGAUCAGCGUGGAGGAUUCAAUCCUGCAAGUAAGAGAGGAGAACUCAGUGAAGUAUCAAAGAACCUUCCUCGGCUGUGAAAUGAUUGACUGGCUGAUCCAGGAAGGAGAGACAGCGAGCCGCAAAGAGGCAGUCGAGCUCUGCCAGACUUUGCUUGAAGACGGGAUUAUCCAGCAUGUCUCCAACCGGCAUCACUUCUACGAUGGAAACCUCCUUUAUCAGUUCCGCAUCAACUUCCGCCGGAGAAGGCGUCUUACGGAGCUCUUGAACGAGAACUCGCCCCGCACUCUUUCAGACAGUCCCGACAGCCCCUUCUGCCUCCGCAAGCUGAACCCAGAGCAGAAUAGUUCGAGCUUCCUGUCAGUCCAACCCAAUAAAGAAAUCAAGACAGUCUCAGCCGUUCGAAGGAGUAGCGUUAGCUCGCUCGCCGGAGGAUCCAGUUCAUAUUUCAGUCUCUCCCCUAGUUUGGGGCUUUCUCCCACUGUUGAAUGCAACCCCAAAUCUGUGUUAAAGAGGCCUGUCACAAAUGAGGAGCUCCUGAGCCCUGGGGCACCAUAUAUCAAGAAAACACUCACGAUCGUGGGAGAUGCGGUCGGUUGGGGAUUUGUGGUCCGUGGAGGUCAGCCGUGCCACAUCCAGGCUGUGGAUCCAGGUGGGCCAGCUGCUGCGGCUGGCAUGAAGGUAUGCCAGUUUGUGUACUCUGUGAAUGGGAUCUAUGUUUUACAUUUGGACUACCAGACCAUCAGCAGCCUCAUCAUGACUGGACCACGGACUCUUGUGAUGGAAAUAAUGGAACCCGUUGAAUGAACAGGGGGAAACCGCACAUGCAUAUUUCCCCGCUUCCCUGAACUCGCCUUUAUUUUUCUUAGAUUAGACAACUGUUUCAUUAACUGUGGAGGAUCCGCUUUGAAAACUACUUCUUCUGAAGACAGAAAGAAGCAAGGGGUUUUGUUUUCCCUUGGGAGCUUUUUGAUUAAUUAGGAGUCAAUUCCACUGAUUUUAGAGAUGGAUUUUUUCUGAAGAUGGAAACACCAGGAGUAUGUUUCCCUAUGGAGAUGUGGAGUUAAAAGAGGAACACAGAUUCCUUUUUUUUUUUUUUAAGAGUACUUAUCAAGAAUAAAUCUUAAGGGCAUGUUCAUGA